Messenger RNA from Meleagris gallopavo (turkey), 1630 nucleotides. NCBI's taxonomy places the organism in Eukaryota, Metazoa, Chordata, Aves, Galliformes, Phasianidae. The record is from RefSeq and is a predicted model, not a curated record.
UUCGUUCACCGUCACUCACGGAGCUUCCCGAGGGCUGUGGCUCCAACACAGGGAGCCCGGGCUCUCUGGAGCAGCGCCGUGUUAAUGGCAGUGUGAGUGGAAGCCUUCCCUACGACACUUCCAGCCCAGCAUGAGAAGCAGUACUCAGCCUUAUCAGUGUGAGCCCCUCUCUCAGCCCCCACCAAAUGCUUCUCAGUGCUGAGAUCACAUUGAGCUCCCCCUGAGCUGUCAGAGCAGUGCAAUGGGAUUGGGGGUUUUACAACGUUCAGCCCCUUCUCCUUCUUCCCAGGAGUCUUAUCCAGCUGUUCCCCCCAUCUGGUCUGUGGAGUCGGAUGAUCCCAACCUGGCAGCUAUCCUGGAGAGGCUGGUGGAAGUCAGGAAAGGAAAUACGCUGCUUCUGCAGCACCUGAAGCGAAUAAUUUCAGACCUGUGCAAACUCUACAACCUCCCCCAGCAUCCUGAUGUGGAAAUGUUGGACCAACCUCUGCCAGCAGAACAGAGCACGCAGGAAGAGGUGUCCUCUGAAGAGGAAGAUGAAGAGAUGCCAGAGGACACCGAGGACUUGGACCACUAUGAGAUGAAAGAAGAAGAACCAGCAGAUGGAAGGAAAACGGAGGAUGAAGGCAUUGGGAAGGAAAAUCUGGCCAUUUUAGAGAAAAUAAAAAAGAACCAGAGGCAAGAUUACUUAAAUGGUGCAGUGUCUGGGUCUGUGCAGGCCACUGACCGGCUAAUGAAGGAGCUCAGGGAUAUUUACAGAUCACCAAGUUUCAAGGGCGGAUACUAUGCAGUUGAACUAGUGAAUGACAGCCUGUACGAUUGGAACGUCAAACUCCUGAAGGUUGACGAGGAUAGCGCUUUGCACAACGAUCUCCAGAUCCUCAAAGAAAAAGAAGGAACAGAUUUCAUCCUCCUAAACUUCUCGUUUAAAGAUAACUUUCCUUUCGAUCCACCAUUUGUAAGGGUUGUGUCCCCAGUGCUGUCAGGGGGGUAUGUCCUGGGUGGUGGUGCCAUCUGCAUGGAGCUGCUUACCAAACAGGGCUGGAGCAGUGCAUACUCCAUCGAGUCUGUGAUCAUGCAGAUCAGUGCAACUCUGGUGAAAGGGAAAGCACGAGUGCAAUUUGGAGCCAAUAAGAAUCAGUACAGCCUGACAAGAGCACAGCAGUCCUACAAAUCCCUGGUUCAGAUCCAUGAGAAGAAUGGCUGGUACACACCACCCAAGGAGGAUGGCUAGCACAGACACUGCAGGACCCAUCUGCUCACUCCCAAAUGCUGUACUCGGAUCUUACCACGCCUCUCCGGCUUUCUCCCAGGAUAUAAUAGCUCUGCCUGUUGCAGGACAAUAAUGGCUGUUAUAAACUUUAAAAGAAAACUGUUUAAGCAGUUGGACUGACCUAAAACACUUGCUGGACCCUUGUUAGCAGGCAUUCUUAUUAAAACAAACUUUUGAGCCUCUUGUAUCGCUGGAAACUUUCGACUCUACUCCAGUCUAGAGCGUCCUCCUUACCUAUGCUAUGGAUUUAAUUUAUUUUCUUAUUUCAUGUACACUGCUUUUUUUUGUUACAGUGUAUGAUGGAUGUGUAUGGAAAAUGUAUCUUUGGAGAAAAAUUACAGUUUGUUAAUUUGAAGGUUA